AUGCAGUUCACAACAGCAAUCUUCACCUCCCUCGCCCUCGCGCUCUCCGCCAGAGCCGACCAGGCGAUUUGCUUCCCUCUUCCCGGCCAGCCCCAAACCAUUCCGCAAAACAUCCUAGACCUCGACGUGUCAAUCAAGCUCAACUGGGCCGCCACCCUUUGCUCCCAGCUGGUCUUCCCAUCUCCAACCGAUCAAGGAAACGGUAUUCAAUCCGCUACAACUGCGCUCACCGACGGUAUCUUGGGAGAUGACGGCAAGCUCUACGGCCUCGAGGUGGCUCUCCACGCCAUCCGAACCGAGGACAACUGCAACGUCAACGCCAACGCCAUGCUCGGAAGUGCCAGCUGCCCAGGUGGUGGUCUCUUGACUCUGAGCACUCCUUUUGAGCAGUGGUCGUACAUCACCGCUCUCAACUAA
Trichoderma atroviride IMI 206040 is the source of this 417-nucleotide messenger RNA. RefSeq lists its product as uncharacterized. Lineage: Eukaryota; Fungi; Ascomycota; Sordariomycetes; Hypocreales; Hypocreaceae. The record is from RefSeq and is a predicted model, not a curated record.